AGAGACUUUGCUCCCUACCGAUGCCGUGGCUGGACAAAUGCCUCUGUCAACUGCUACAGACCCAAAGUCUACGCUUUAAAGAUAGUGAAGCCGUUCUGUCAAGGUGAAAACAGAGGGGUAGGUAGGAAGCCGCCCCCCUUUCUUUCAAGCACAGAGACCCAGAGAGACGCCCAGGAGCUCCCGAAAAAAACGUUGGUGCUUAGAGUUGCCGGGUCAGAAACAGCUGUGAGACACUGAAAAAUCCCCAUUGUUAUAAUUAUUCGGUAUGUUCCCACUGACUGAGGAAAACAAGCAUGUGGCCCAGUUGUUGCUCAGUACUGGUACUUGUCCAAGAUGUAUCUUCAGAUUCUGUGGUGUGGAUUUUCAUGCACCUUACAAACUUCCAUACAAGGAGUUGCUCAAUGAACUACAGAAAUUUCUGGAAACUGAAAAAGAUGAAUUAAUUUUGGAAGUUAUGAACCCACCUCCCAAGAAAAUUCGACUGCAAGAACUGGCAGAUAGUAUUGAUAAUCUAAGUCAAAAUGGAGAGGGAAGGAUCUCUGUUAGUCAAGAUGGAAGCAUUGCUUCCAAGAACUCAAAUUUAAAUGUAUGUAAUGUAUGCCUAGGAAUUCUUCAAGAGUUCUGUGAGAAAGAUUUCGUUAAAAAGGUGUGCCAAAAGGUUGAGGCCUCUGGGUUUGAAUUCACCAGCUUGGUAUUUUCAGUCUCCUUCCCACCACAACUAUCUGUAAGAGAGCAUGCUGCAUGGUUGCUGGUAAAACAGGAAAUGGGAAAGCAGAGUCUGUCGCUGGGAAGAGAUGAUAUAGUUCAGCUAAAAGAAGCCUACAAAUGGAUAACUCACCCCCUGUUUUCAGAGGAACUGGGUGUUCCCAUUGAUGGAAAGAGCUUGUUUGAAGUGAGUGUGGUCUUUGCUCACCCAGAAACAGUUGAGGAUUGCCACUUCCUAGCUGCGAUAUGCCCAGAUUGUUUUAAGCCAGCCAAAAACAAACAGUCUGUAUUCACUAGAAUGGCAGUUAUGAAAGCCUUGAAUAAGAUAAAAGAAGAGGAUUUCCUUAAGCAGUUUCCUUGUCCUCCAAACUCACCAAAGGCUGUAUGCACUGUUCUUGAAAUUGAAUGUGCUCAUGGUGCUGUUUUUGUGGCUGGAAGGUAUAAUAAAUACUCCAGGAAUCUACCACAAACUCCUUGGAUAAUUGAUGGAGAAAGAAAGCUGGAAUCUUCAGUGGAAGAGUUAAUUUCAGAUCAUCUGUUGGCAGUAUUCAAGGCAGAGAGUUUUAAUUUUUCAUCCUCUGGAAGAGAAGAUGUAGAUGUGAGAACAUUAGGAAAUGGAAGGCCCUUUGCAAUUGAGCUGGUGAAUCCUCAUAGAGUACAUUUCACUUCACAAGAAAUUAAGGAACUUCAGCAGAAAAUUAAUAACUCAUCUAACAAAAUCCAAGUACGUGACUUGCAGCUUGUCACAAGAGAGGCAAUAGGACAUAUGAAAGAAGGUGAAGAAGAAAAGACAAAGACCUACAGUGCCUUAAUAUGGACAGAUAAAGCGAUCCAGAAGACAGACAUUGAAUUCCUAAAUGACAUAAAGGACUUAAAGAUCGACCAGAAAACACCUUUGCGCGUCCUUCACCGAAGGCCCCUGGCCGUGCGAGCUCGCGUCAUUCACUCCAUGGAGACGCAAUAUGUGGAUGAGCACCACUUCCGCCUGCGCUUGAAAACUCAGGCCGGCACCUACAUUAAAGAGUUUGUACAUGGAGACUUCGGGAGAACCAAGCCAAACAUUGGGUCCCUGAUGAAUGUGACCGCAGACAUUCUUGAGCUGGAUGUUGAGUCUGUAGAUGUUGACUGGCCACCUGCUCUGGAUGACUAGCUUUCAAAUUUGGAGACAAAGAGUAGGGUUUUCCUGGCAUGGUGUGGACAUUCAUGGAGCACACGCCGUAAAAUGGCUGUUUACCCACCAUAACGGUGUCUUGGAAACCAUUUGGAUCAUGUUGAUCUAUAUAAUUGUUAAUUUGUUGUAACAUCUCAGGAUCUAUAUAUGUGUAUAUUUUGUGUUAAAUUGUUCCAAGGAUGUCUUAGGAUUUUUUCUCAUUCCCUCUCUCACCCCCACAAACCAAACUAUGAAUAAUGAAAUAAUUCUCCUUAAUUCUUUCAUUUAGAAAGGUACACAAACAGGACACAUUCUCUCUUAAGAAGCUGUAAUUUCAGCAAGAUUUCCCUCCACAAGAGACUUACUACCUUUAAAAUCAUAUUCUAAUUUUUAAAAAUUAUCUGAAUAAAAGUUAUAUCUAGAUUUAUGCAGCAUAAUAUCCUAUAAUAUUCUAAGAUUGCAAAUGCAAAUCUGACAUUAUUGUUUUUCCCAGGAAGCCUCAAACGAGCUAUUACCAAUGAAGUACUUUUGGCUGUGAUUUGUCAUAAAUCUUAACCAAACUAUGAAUAAUGAAAUAAUUCUCAUUAAUACUUUCAUUAAGGAAGAAUUUUGACAAUCUAAAAUUGUCAAUACAUUUUUCCUGUGGAGGGAAAGUAAAACCAUAGGAACCAAGGCAUGCCAUGGUAGGAGCCUUUCAUAAAUCUUUUAAAUAAGGAGAAACAAGUGCCUUUAAUAACUUCAAUCCCAGGGUUAAGAAUUUGAAAAACUGAGAAUGCUAAACAAAGAUAUUAUUUCAGAAUACUUCAAUAUAUUAUCCAAUUAUAAACAUUUUAAUGAUACCUUAUUAAAGUAGAUAGGAUAUUGUCUCCAUUUUAUAAAUAUGGAAACCAAAGACUAGAAGUUAAAUGACUUAUCCAAAAUUGUUAGCUACUUCUAUAUUGAGGACUAGCACUGAAGUUUCUUGGUCUCCAGGGUCUUUCUAAUAAGCCCUAUUAUUGAGCACCUGUUUGUGUGAAGGGGCAGCUAUGGAUGCCAUUUAAACUCACGUAACUGAGAAUUAACUUUUGGAAUGUAGUUACCAAAUCAAAAAGCUUACCAAAAAAUAGCCCAAGACUAUUUAAUGCAAUCUUAUAUAGUUAUCAUUUGUUAUUAAGUUAAAGCUCAGUUGGUAUUACGAAGAGGAAAAACACUAAGCUAAACCUAAAAAAAAUGAAUGGGCCAUUAAAUUUCAGAAAGGAGCCUCAUUACAAUUUCAGAUUUGAGUAUAAUUUCCAUCACCCUAAUUCAACUAUUUGAGCUUUUUUUAAAGAAUACAUGUGACUUGACUAGUAUUACUCACCGUUUCCCAUCUCUGUAUUAAACAUAAAUCACAGAUAUCAAGAUUCACUUUAGAUAUGAGGAAAAUGGUUUUAAUGGACACAAAGGAGUCUGCCACGUUGGAACCAACAUGGUUUCAUACCACAUUGAAACCAUGUGUUUGAUAUAUGAAUAACAGCAAAUAAUUUUUUCACUAUUGUCAAUGCCAAUGCAUUGAAAUGCCCAGAAAAUGAGAAAAGGAUAACAAAUAAACUUUUGAUAAAAAGGUAAGAUUUUCUGUGUGGAUGUUUCUCAGUUUCUGGGACAAUUUUGCUACAAAAGAGACUUAAAUAAUUUAGGAGGCAGUCUUUUGCAUGGUAUUUUUGGCUUAGCUUUGAAUUCAGUGGACCUGUAAUGUGUAAGAAUGAAGAACAUGCUUAGCAAACUGAAAUGAGAAGACUUCUGUUUCUUAAAUUUCUAUUCCUGAGAUUAUACAAAAUUUCAAGCAAAGAGUAAGCAUUAGCUUUAAAUACUUCUUCCAAAUGUUCAUAGAAUUUUGAGACAAAGAUUGUUAAAAAUUAAUGUUUGUCUUUGUUUCAGGCAGAACUGGGAAUAUUAAGUAGUGAGAGUGCUACAGUUUCCCUUUUGCCUACAUAAAAGCAUUUUAAAAUUA
Rhinopithecus roxellana (golden snub-nosed monkey) is the source of this 3824-nucleotide messenger RNA. It is a transcript of the gene PUS10, whose product is annotated as pseudouridine synthase 10. Gene Ontology annotation, biological process: tRNA pseudouridine synthesis. Gene Ontology annotation, molecular function: RNA binding; pseudouridine synthase activity. The coding region runs from base 266 to 1855 and encodes 529 amino acids. The transcript has 18 exons. Lineage: Eukaryota; Metazoa; Chordata; Mammalia; Primates; Cercopithecidae. The record is from RefSeq and is a predicted model, not a curated record.